AUCGAGAAACUUCAGAUUUUCUUUCUGGUGUGUCUGGCCUGCUGUCAAAUCUGCUCCACAAACGCACACACACACGCGCACACACGGAAAAACGGGAAACGAUAUUGGGCUUUUCACCAUCGCCAGGGCAAAGAAAAAGAUGGACGCCAUUGUUGCAGUUUGCUGCUGAACGGGUUGAAAACGACCAGGGGGCCUUUUCCUUUCUCCGCGGACCUGUGCUGGGUGGCGUUUUUGUUGUCGCACUGUGGUCGGACAAUGGUUAAUGCCGAGUGCGUUGGAAAGUGUGCGUUGGAAUCGUUUGCGAACGGAGCUAGUUGCUAGUGCUAGUGGUGCUGUGCGGGUAUUUGCGGUGGUCGGGAAGUUUCUGUUUCUGUUACGAUUUUGUUAGGGAGAGAGAGUGAGAGAGUGCGCGUGCGGGGUGGGAGAAAGGUGUGUGCAGCAGUGAAAGAAAAAAACGGGCGAAAAAUCCUGCAAGCCCCCCUACAAAGGAGUCCCGUUUUUUUGGAGUUCCCUGUGUGUGUGUGUGUGUGUAUGCGUAGUUAGUUCAUUAAUUGUGUGAUUGGUUUGUGAUUGGAAAUUCGGUAGAGUUGUAGUGAAAAUUGUAGCUCACACACAGCUCCAACCACUCCUGCGCCAGUCCCCAAAAGAAGCAUACUCCAACGUGUGUGUGUUUCUGUGUGUGUGUGAGUGUGUGUGUGGCCUGGAAAAUUACUUCAUCGUUCCUUCGUUGCUUGUCGGCGGUGCUGUGCGGGCGUGCCAGUUGCCCCCGUCGCUGAACAACGCUGGCCACCGUCCUCGGAUGUGUUGCUGCCCGUAAGCUUCGGACCGCCGUUUGCCAGCCUACACGAGGGACAGUAAAAAGUGAAGCCUUCCCCACGCCCGUCCGCCCGCUGUAGCAGCCGUCAAACAGCAGACACAAACCAGUACGCCACGCCAGCACAAAGGGCCUGUGGUUGGUCCUGGUGUGCGCCUAGAACACAAGAUUUCGGACCGUCCGAGAUACCAGUGCGCGUCCAUCGGCGACGAUGUUGUACACGGGCGGCAGAAGUAGCUGCGGGAUACUAGCGUUCACGUUUCUGCUGUUCUUUGCCAUCUCGAUUACCCGCAGUGCCGAUGAGCCGACGACAACAAUCAAGUACAACGUUGUACAAGCCUGGGCGGCCAAACUGGGCGGUGAGCUGUGGCAUUUGGGGGAUUUUAUAACGAGAAGAAAGGAGGUGGAAGAGAGUUUUAAACAAGCGCAGGUAGUUAACAAAAAUGGAGCAAAAAUCGUUGAAGAGAUGGCCAAGGAUCUCAAGUACAUGAUGGAUGCGAAAGUGAGCGCCGUGAAGCGCAUCAUGGAUACAGCAGAGAACACUGCCAUAUCGUUCGACGAGGAGCCGGUGAACCAAAGCUUCCAGUACUACAACGCGAAGCAGAUGAUCGAGCCGGGCGAAAUCAUCACCACGCCGAUCCCGAUGAUCGACGAGGACCCGGCCGACAUUACCACGCCGAUACCGCCGAAGGAGAUCGUGCUGACGAAGAAGCGCCACUUCUUCAACGAGGCCGUCAACACGACGGUCAGCUCGGUGCACGUGCCGACGAACGUGUACGACCGGGCGACCGAGGUGAUCAAGGCGAUCAAGUGGUCCGAGGCGCUCGACUCCAUCUUCUACAACAACUACAUCGGCGACCCGACGCUGACGUGGCAGUACUUUGGCAGCUCGAGCGGCUUCCUGCGCCAGUUCCCGGCGACCAAGUGGGAGCAGGACCCGGUCGACCUGUACGACUGCCGGCUGCGCUCCUGGUACAUCGAGGCGGCCAACAGCCCGAAGGACAUGCUGAUCCUCGUGGACAGCUCCGGCUCGAUGACGGGCCAGCGGAAGGACAUUGCCAAGCACGUCGUCUCGAACAUCCUCGACACGCUCGGACCGAACGACUACGUCAACAUUUUCACCUUCUCAGAAGAGGUGGCGGAAGUGGUGCCGUGCUUUCGCGACACGCUCGUGCAGGCCAACAUGGGCAACAUUCGCGAGCUGAAGCUCGGUAUGGACAACAUAGAGACCAAUGAGAUCGCUAACGUUUCAGCCGCCCUCACGAGGGCGUUCGAGCUGCUGGAACAGUUCCGGGAAACCCGCAACGGGGCCCGGUGCAACCAAGCGAUCAUGUUGGUCUCGGAUGGUGUUCCAUACAGCUUCGACGAGGUGUUCGAGCAGUUUAAUUGGAAGGAGCUUCCGUUCAUACCGGUGCGCGUGUUUACGUACCUGAUCGGGCGCGAGGUGGCGGACGUGAAGGAGAUCAAGGAGAUGGCAUGUCGUAAUCAGGGCUACUACGUGCAUCUCAGCACGAUGGCGGAGGUGCGGGAGGAAGUGCUGAACUAUAUACCGGUCAUUGCGCGACCGCUGGUGCUGAACAAGCGCGAACAUCCGGUGGUUUGGUCGGAGAUAUAUGCGGACGUUGAGGAUCCCAAAAUGACCGACUGGCUAUGGGAGAUUAAGGAGCGAGCCGAGCAGAAGGAGCGCUUCAUCGAUUAUCGCAAAAAUCGGGUGCUGUUCUACUCGCCGGAAGAGCAACAUCGGCGCAUGAUCAUGAAGCAACGCAUGAACCAGGACCCGUACUCGAACACUCAGAAGUACAACUUCAUGACGACCGUCUCGGUUCCGGUGUUUGAUCGCCGAGAGAAUGCGAACAUCACCGAAGAUAUACUGAUGAACGAGGCAUACUGGGUGACGAUCACUCGCGAGACGCGGGUGGCCAACAUACUCGGUGUGGCUGGAGCCGAUGUGCCAAUAGCGGAAAUUAAAAAAUACCUUAAACCUCACCUGCUUGGUGUAAAUGGAUACGCCUUCAUUGUUACCAACAAUGGCUACAUCCUCACGCAUCCUGACUUCCGUCCAGUUUUUCAAGAUAUUCUCAAGCCAGCCUACAACACGGUCGACAUGAUCGAGGUCGAGUUGACCGAUGACGACCAAGGGCCACGAGAGUUCAACAACCAACUGCUUAACAUGCGUGAAUCUAUCAUUAAUCAGUCGACUGGAGCCAAGUGGAUACGGGUGAAGUACCACUUUGAUGAGAUGAAACGGGUAUCGCGUACGAAGCGCCAGUACUACUGGACACCGAUCAAGAACACCCCGUUCACGCUGGUGGUCACGUAUCCCGAGACGUACGGGCUCAAUCGGCUGCAGAUACGCACGGAGGACGAGAUCCACCGUAUUCACGCGAAAGGCAGCAACGUGGCCAGCUUCUUCACCGGUAACAAUUGGAAAAUCCAUCCGGAUUGGGUGUACUGUAAAUAUUUAAACGAACACCCGAACGAAACGUUCGCCACGCCGGAGCUGGAGCUGAAGCAUUUCCUCGAGCGCAUGAAGCUCGGUGGCUGGAAGUGGCCGUCAAACCGCACACCGCCCCCACCGGAACAUGCCAUGUUCUCUAAUAUAACGGGCAAAUUGCCAGAUAAGGACUAUUAUUACUGCGAUCGCGGUUUGAUGCAAGCGCUCGUCUACGACGCAAAGGUAACGGAAUGGUUCUCGAAGAACGUUAGCGGGAGCGGCGGAAACAAGGACGAGAAAGGUCCAAGUCCUAUCGCUGUAUUGAUGGGUUUGCUGCCAAGGAACGAGUUUAAACAGCGCUUUGGCAUCACCGUCUCUUUUCUGGCCACGCACUCAGGGCUAACGCGAUGGCAGGAGUACGCUACCGGUGCGGACGAAUCGAAACAAGCCGAACCCGAUUUUAGCGAAACGCACAACCGAGCGAUCGACGAGGUGUGGUACAAGCGGGCGGUAGAGCUGUACUACAGCAACCGCAACCGGAAGGGUGCGGACGGCGAGAACGGCAAGGACGAUAGCGAUCGGAACAGCUUCGUCUACUCGGUACCGUUCGAUGCGGGCAACCGGAACGACACGCUCGUCACCGCCAGCCAUGCGAUUUUCCACGCGGACGGGGCGCGCGAAGCGCCGGUCGCGGUGGUCGGCUUCCAGUUCCACCACUCGGCGCUGUACACGCUGUUCAAGAACAUUACCAGCCAGUGCGGCCACGGUGAUCCGCGGUGCGAGAAGACCUGCUUCACCGGCGACUACCAGUGCUACGUGAUCGACAACAAUGGGUUCGUGGUGAUCAGCGAGCAGCUGCAGGAGACGGGCGCCUUCUUCGGUGAGGUGAAGCCCGCCUUCAUGCAGCGCCUGCUGGACGACAGCAUCUUUCGCAAUGUGACCGUGUACGACUACCAGGCGGUGUGCUUCAUGGCGAAGGGUUCGAUCAAUCUCGGCACGGUACUGCAGACGCCGCUGCGAUUGCUCUGGUGGCUGCUGACCAACACGUUCUCGUACCUGGUGUGGGUGGUGAUGCAGCUGUUUCUCAGCCUGGCACGGGCGUACGAUGAAAUGUACGACACCGGAGCGUAUGACGUAGUGCCCGAGCUGGGCGAUCUCGACGAUCCAACGCUGAACCGGUACAAGGAGCCCGAGUUUAACAAGGUACUGAUCAACCGUACCCGUCCCGAGCCGUGCGAUCACGUGAUCACGCUGUACGAGCUGAACAUGGACGUCGAUCCGUCGGUGUACACGAAGGAGGCGCAUCAGUGCGAACGUCCCUACGUGGUGCUGCCGAUUCCGUCCAGCAAUCUGCUGCUGCUCGUGCUGGACACGCUCUGCCCACUGCCCACCCACGUGCCACAGCUGUCGACGUGGCCGGUGGAGCACGAUUACAAUGCUUCGCUCGCCUGCCACAAAGCCAGGAGCGAUCCGCUGCCGCGCCGAAGGCCGCUCACCUGCAUCAACAAGCACGCGAAUGAAAGUGUGAUUGAGCUGUGCGGUGACGGUAGCAUACCGAGGCUAAAUGUUGCUUUGCUGCUUGCCCUGCUAGCGUUCGGCCAGUGCAUCGGGCGGCGGUACACUGCCGGCGCCCUCUUCGCUUACCUCUGAGACGCGUCUUCGUGAGCGCGUACUGCCCAAUAGCGUUCCCUUUUUUCCGAUUCGGGUUUCCUUUCCACCGUACCGUAGACGGUGUAGCGACGGAGCGACCGGGUGGAGCAAUUCGUAUACAGGAAGAACCGCAUACUGCAAAAAAAAAAAAACAAAUCAACGGGUCAGGCGACAAACCAGCAAACGGGAACGUGGUUGUAGGGUUGGGAAGGGAGAGAUAUUAUUGUGAGGAUAUGCGAGGAGAAUGGGUUGAUCGUUCUGUUUAUGGAAGAUUGUGUGUUACAUUCCUUGGGAUUUUAUUAGUGGUUAACUCUAGUUUCAAUCUAUUCAUUCCAACUGUUAUACUAUCAACUGUUAUACGGACUCAUCGUUAGUAGCUGCUUUAGUGUCAAUUUGUUAGUACAGUUUUCGUUUCGCGUGCACUUAACGGCAAGAUGUCGAUGUCUUCAUGACAAUUUAUAGUCUAUUCUUUCGUGAUCGUGUAACACAUUCGGGUAGAGAAUAUCGUUUGAGCGUGAACAAUUUUAUAGCACAAUGCAUAGUCGCAACCAAUCGGUUUAAACCAUUUUUGUUACCAUUUUAGGGGAAUGGACAUGAAGGGAUUUUGUUGUGAAACUAUCGAAAGGACAGUUAGCCAAAGAAUUUAUUAAAGAUGCAGAAGCAAGCCGGUGGUUCCCGGUUUGUUGGUUUCGGCGCGCUCCCGUUCAUUGAACCAAGAAUGUACUUUAGUAAAAAAGAAACUCAAAACCAAGCGAAAACACACACCCACAAGGAAACCCCUUUAAAACCGGAUCAAAAUGUAGAAUCGAAACGAAAAGAAAAGAGAUGUAAAACUACAUAUAAGGUUAAAAACAACACACACACACACACACACGACAGGCAUUGCAUUUUUGUCGUAAUCCGUUUUGCUUUUCUCUUUCUACAAAACGCAGACAACAGUACCCGAAAACGGGACAGCGAGUGGGGCAAAAAUCAUUGUUACAGCGAACACAGAACUUAUAGAAACAAAUGAGAGGUGAACUCACGAAAAACAAAAAUCUUACAUCAAGUAAAUUGCAGGAUAAACAGGUUUGUGCUACCAUUAUGGCCAAAAAUGGCGCCACACGUUUGCUCUUUGUUACGAUUCCUAUACGAAAUGUCACAGCACAGUUUCUUAUCACUUUCUAACGAACGAUUCGCGACACGACGAUUGCUUUAUCCAUUCUGUUAUCACUAGAUGUAAGGUGGCGAAGGUGCGAGGUAGAAAAUCAGAUAGAACAUGAGAAUAGAAUUUGUUAAACAGUGGUCUUGAUUCAGUUAGUUGUUGAGAUUGUUUUUAUUGCUCUCCAUUCCUUACUACUAAUCCGCCGUUCGGUUACUGAGUGGUUUUUUGGCUGCAUAAAUGAUGGGCACGGGAUCGAUCCCAAGCGCUCCAUUACGAUCGUGCAUCGAACCGUCGACAGGGCGAACAGACGGAGUUGAAUAUAUCUAGUUACGAAUUUGCUAUUAAUACUACUUACCAUAAAUACUUACAAUUUAUCUACUUGAAGCAUACGAAAAAAAUACAUGCCGAACAACCCGCUCCUGUGUCUGCCCGGUCCACACGGAACGGAAAGGGCAGAGUGCAGCAGAGCGCGGUCACACUUUUUUACGUUGUUUCUAGUGAAGAAUUUUAUUCAACUACAGUAACAAUCGCUUUUCAUGCUCGCAUACUCCAGCUGAAGCGAACUUUCCCGCCCCGGAGACGGGACUGACCCGGCGGCGGUUGUUGGCUCCCCACGUGUACAGUGUCACACUAUCUGUUUUCCUCUGCCUUCCUCAUCCGCCAUUCGCCUGCAAUUUUGUGCGUAACGAAAGCAUUUACCGUGAAUAAUUGUAAAAUCGAACACAUACACACACAUACAACCAUGCGAAGAACGUGCGCCAUCUUCGUGCCAUAAACGAGCUACAUUUACUAAACAUAAAAAGAAACCAGGCAUGGGGUAAUGCUUUCCGUGCCCGUGAGCCUGUUUUGCCCGUCAGCCUAUUGAACCAUGCCUACGUAAGAGAGCCUACCUCUCCAAGUUGUUGUGAAGUGGAGGAGGUGCUAAUGCGAAGGAAAAGGAAAACAGAACAAAGAAACAGAAGCCGAAGGAUAUCAAAAGUAUCCGUUAAUAUAUUAUCCUUUUUGCCUAGAAAAAGCCAUGCAGGAGGGUGUACCAGUAUGAAGGGGGUGUUUGGUUUGUUUUCUUAGCAAUUGUAAACUAAUCACCAAACCGAACAAGAGGCGGAAAAACAGAAAAAAAGAAAGAAAGAGAAAAAUUGCUUUGACUGUUGAUAACGUAAAGAAAAGAUAAAAGAGCGUAUAAAAGAGCGAUGUUGAAGCUGAUUCUUUUUGAUAGUAGCAAAUGGCACUAGGAUAACCAUAUUGGGAAAGUGAUAUGGUAAAUGAAAUUAAAACAAAAAAGUUGAUCAUCAGAACAACAAACAAAAAUUAACAAAAAAAAAAAAACAAGAAAA
Anopheles coluzzii is the source of this 7376-nucleotide messenger RNA. It is a transcript of the gene stj, whose product is annotated as voltage-dependent calcium channel subunit alpha-2/delta-3. The coding region runs from base 1026 to 4898 and encodes 1290 amino acids. Gene Ontology annotation, molecular function: voltage-gated calcium channel activity. NCBI's taxonomy places the organism in Eukaryota, Metazoa, Arthropoda, Insecta, Diptera, Culicidae. The record is from RefSeq and is a predicted model, not a curated record. The transcript has 21 exons. Gene Ontology annotation, cellular component: voltage-gated calcium channel complex.